UCCUGACGCAGUAAAGCCUCACAAAAAUGGCGGGAGAAGCUUCGAACUCGGAUCCACAUCCACGGCCUAGCGAUUCCGACGCUGGUAAUUCCGGAAAUCCACCAUCCACACCCGAUUCGCCCACCUCUGCUGGUUUCAACACCGAUCAACUCCCUCCCAGCCGCACUUCCGAGAACUACUCCGACGAAGAUGAGGCCGCCGUCGAUCCCCACAUCAUCAGAGACGAACCAGAAGAUGUGGAGGACGAGGGGGAAGGCGAGGAUCUUUACAACGACAAUUUCAUGGACGAUUAUCGGAGGAUGGAUGAGCACGACCAGUAUGAAUCGUUGGGACUUGACGAGUCUCUGGAAGAUGAGAGGGAUUUGGAUCAGAUCAUGGAGGAUCGAAGGGCUGCUGAGAUGGAGCUCGACACUAGAGAUACUCGCAUCACUGAGACGAAGCUUCCUCGUCUUCUUCUCGACCAAGAUACUGAUGAUGACAACCAUAGGCCUUCAAAAAGAUCAAGAGCAGAUUUUAGGCCUCCAGCUGCAGCAAGAAGCUAUGAUGAUGCUGAUGCGAUGUUAAGUUCGCCAGGAAGGUCACGAGGACACUCACGAGAGGAUGUUCCCAUGACUGAUCAGACUGAUGAUGAACCAUACGAGGAUGAUGAUGAUGAUGAUGGUGAGUUCGAGAUGUACCGUGUUCAAGGAACGCUAAGGGAAUGGGUUACUAGAGAUGAAGUGCGCCGCUUCAUUGCAAAGAAGUUUAAGGAAUUCGUACUCACCUAUGUGAACCCAAAGAAUGAACAUGGUGAUUUUGAAUAUGUGCGACUGAUAAAUGAGAUGGUCUCAGCUAACAAGUGUAGUUUGGAGAUUGAUUACAAACAGUUCAUCUAUAUCCAUCCCAAUAUUGCUAUCUGGCUGGCUGAUGCCCCUCAAUCUGUCCUUGAGGUCAUGGAAGACGUAGCCAAGAAUGUUGUCUUUGAUUUACAUCCAAACUACAAAAAUAUUCACCAAAAGAUCUACGUCCGCAUCACCAACUUACCGGUUUAUGAUCAGAUACGCAACAUACGGCAGAUUCAUUUGAACACCAUGAUUCGUAUUGGGGGAGUUGUAACCCGACGUUCUGGGGUCUUCCCACAGUUACAGCAGGUAAAGUAUGACUGCAACAAAUGUGGAAUGAUUCUGGGGCCAUUCUUCCAGAAUUCAUAUUCAGAAGUCAAGGUCGGGUCUUGCCCAGAAUGCCAAUCAAAAGGACCAUUCACUGUCAAUAUCGAGCAGACGAUAUACAGGAACUAUCAAAAACUCACUCUCCAGGAGAGCCCAGGUAUCGUGCCAGCAGGUCGUCUUCCUAGAUACAAGGAAGUGAUACUCUUGAACGAUUUGAUUGAUUGUGCCCGCCCGGGGGAAGAGAUUGAGGUCACAGGUAUUUACACGAAUAAUUUUGACCUUUCCCUGAAUACGAAGAAUGGAUUUCCUGUAUUUGCCACUGUAGUCGAGGCAAAUUAUGUCACAAAGAAGCAGGAUCUCUUUUCUGCUUACAAACUUACCCAGGAGGACAAAGAGGAAAUUGAGAAGUUGGCUAAAGAUCCCAGGAUUGGAGAAAGGAUUGUCAAGUCCAUUGCACCAUCAAUCUAUGGCCACGAGGAUAUAAAAACUGCAAUGGCUCUUGCAAUGUUUGGAGGCCAAGAAAAAAAUGUUGAAGGGAAACAUAGGUUGCGAGGAGACAUAAAUGUACUUCUCCUUGGUGAUCCAGGCACUGCCAAAUCACAGUUUUUAAAGUAUGUCGAAAAGACCGGGCAGAGAGCUGUGUAUACCACUGGUAAAGGUGCUUCCGCUGUGGGUCUCACAGCAUCAGUACACAAGGAUCCUGUCACACGCGAAUGGACACUUGAAGGAGGGGCUCUUGUUCUAGCAGAUAAAGGAAUCUGUCUAAUUGAUGAGUUUGACAAGAUGAAUGAUCAAGACAGAGUGAGCAUCCACGAAGCAAUGGAACAGCAGAGUAUUAGCAUAUCAAAGGCUGGGAUUGUCACUUCUCUCCAGGCUCGCUGCUCUGUCAUUGCUGCUGCAAAUCCAAUUGGAGGAAGAUAUGAUUCCUCGAAGACAUUUUCACAAAAUGUUGAAUUGACAGAUCCAAUCGUUUCUCGGUUUGAUGUCCUCUGUGUUGUCAAGGACGUUGUUGACCCAGUCACAGACGAGAUGCUUGCAAAGUUUGUGGUUGAUAGUCAUUUCAAGUCACAACCCAAGGGCACUAAUGUAGAGGAUAAGUCCUUGAGCAAUUCCCAAGAUGAUAUUCAACCAUCUGCCAGGCCUCUUGAUCCUGAGAUACUCUCUCAAGAUUUGCUGAAGAAAUACUUGACUUAUGCUAAGUUGAAUGUCUUCCCAAGGUUGCAUGACGCAGAUCUGAACAAGCUCACACAUGUUUAUGCUGAGCUGCGGAGAGAAUCUUCGCAUGGACAAGGAGUCCCAAUAGCAGUAAGGCAUAUAGAAUCAAUGAUACGGAUGUCUGAAGCACAUGCCAGAAUGCACCUCAGACAGCAUGUUACCCAGGAAGAUGUUGACAUGGCUAUUCGUGUCCUGCUUGAUUCUUUCAUUUCAACACAAAAAUUCGGGGUGCAGAAAGCUCUACAAAAGAGCUUCAAAAAGUACAUGACCUUCAAAAAGGAUUACAAUGAACUACUCCUGUAUCUCCUAAGAGGGCUUGUCAAGGAUGCACUGCACUUUGAAGAGAUUGUAUCUGGGUCAAGUUCAGGACUUCCCCAUAUUGAUGUGAAAGUGGAGGAGUUGCAAAGCAAGGCACAGGAUUAUGAAAUCUAUGAUCUUAAACCAUUCUUUUCAAGCACUCAGUUCUCUAGGGCCCACUUUGAGUUGGAUGCAGAGCGGGGUGUGAUCAGGCAUCGCCUUGCAAGAUGAUGCCAAAAUGUAACUAAAUUAAUGCACGGACAGUGGAGUUUGCAAAGCAAGCAAAGUUAAUGGUCCUAAAUUGUUCUGGUUAUUCAAAUGAAGCAGAGUGGAAUUCGACAUCAACCCAGAUCUCAUCUGUUCUUUAAUGUAUUGAAAUUAAAACAGGAUUUCUAUUAGACAUACAAAUUACAGUGAUUUGAAUGGGGAUGGGAUUAGUACUGAAUGAUGGGUAUUGAAGUGAAUUGUAGGGACUGAACAUUUCCCAUUUGGUUUUAAUAAGUUGUGCAGGUAAGGAUAGAAAAAUCUUUGGUAAAUGGCAAGAAUGCAGUAUAGAUUGGGUGGGUGUUUGCUGCCUAUUUCAUCUGAA
Molecule: messenger RNA, 3249 nt
Organism: Vitis riparia (riverbank grape)
Lineage: Eukaryota; Viridiplantae; Streptophyta; Magnoliopsida; Vitales; Vitaceae
Product: DNA replication licensing factor MCM2
Exons: 17
Coding region: 27-2891 (954 amino acids)
Biological process (GO): mitotic DNA replication initiation; double-strand break repair via break-induced replication; DNA replication
Cellular component (GO): nucleus; MCM complex
Molecular function (GO): 3'-5' DNA helicase activity; single-stranded DNA binding; ATP binding
Source: RefSeq, a predicted model, not a curated record